Molecule: messenger RNA, 966 nt
Organism: Fusarium odoratissimum NRRL 54006
Lineage: Eukaryota; Fungi; Ascomycota; Sordariomycetes; Hypocreales; Nectriaceae
Exons: 1
Coding region: 1-966 (321 amino acids)
Source: RefSeq, a predicted model, not a curated record
AUGGAAAAGUUCUUACUUGAUCUUCCGGACGGUGGCACCAUCUCAGGACGAGUCUACAUACCCUCAAGUGCAAAAGAGUCUACUUAUGUGCCGCUCCUUAUUUGUAUACCAGGUGGUAGCUAUAAUUCCGAAUACUUUCAUGUUGAUCCUGGCCAUUCCAUUUUUAGACUCUGCCCAUACCUUGGAAUACCCGUUAUCUCUUUAGACAGGCCUGGCUAUGGUAGCAGCAAGAGCCCCGCCGCGGUCGGGGAAAACGAGACCUAUGCCGAAGUGCAGGGUCGCUAUCUCAACUCUACCAUCCUGCCUACACUAUGGAGUAGUUUUGCAGAUCAGGCAAAUGCAACUGCCAUUAUUCUAUCGGCACACUCUAUUGGAGGAAUGAUGGCCAUCAUCGCGGCUGGCUCUCAUCACGCAGACCAUAACUACCCACUAGCCGGGCUUAUCGUCUCGGGCAUCGGGUCUGAGAUGGUCGAAGGUCCUAGGAUGGCCAUGAUACAGUUAGUAGCCGACUCGGAUGGGUUGGUCCACUUCAACACCCAAGCAAAGGAUGCAAUCAUGCUGCAAUGGCCCCUCAGGAACUUGGUGACGUCGGACAUGUACAAACAUACAGAGAGGCUCAACAAACCAAUUCCACGGGAUGAGUUACGGGACAUAAAUACGACGUGGCUGAGCUACUGGCGAAAAUAUGCGCACAGAGUUGCUGUGCCAAUUAUGCAUGGCUUGGCCGAAUACGACGGUCUGUGGACCAGUUCAAGGGAGGCCAUUGAAAACUUCGGGAGGGCUUUCGCAAGAAGUCCGAAGGUUAGCUGCGAGAUGAUACCAAAAGCGCCGCAUUGCAUUGAACACAGUUUUCAGAGUAAGGCCUGGUAUCUCAAGUGUUGCGGAUUCGCUUUGGAAUGUGUUGUCUGGCAUGGUUUGGAUAUUGACGCGAAACAGAAAGGCGAACUUGGUAACGGGGCCGCUUAG